Messenger RNA from Uloborus diversus, 10232 nucleotides. Its product is annotated as protein Gawky-like. Bases 121 to 3918 code for a protein of 1265 amino acids. Gene Ontology annotation, biological process: miRNA-mediated gene silencing by inhibition of translation; positive regulation of nuclear-transcribed mRNA poly(A) tail shortening. The record is from RefSeq and is a predicted model, not a curated record. The transcript is spliced from 15 exons. Gene Ontology annotation, cellular component: nucleoplasm; P-body. Gene Ontology annotation, molecular function: RNA binding. Lineage: Eukaryota; Metazoa; Arthropoda; Arachnida; Araneae; Uloboridae.
GUGCAUUUGCGUAUUUUUGCUAAUAAUUAGUGAAUGUAAACUAGAUACAUUUCUUAAAUCGAAAGAAUCAUUCUGGUGCAAAUGUAUCGACCAACCUACGUGUACACUGGCAGAUAAACUAUGCCACUUGUUAAACAGCAUAAUACAUGGGCUCAAGCUGCAGGAAAAGGGUUGAGUAGUGUUAGUAAUGGACAGACGAGUACCAACAAUCCUGAAAUGGAAAAUGAUCAAGAUAACAAUGGCUCCAACUCUAAAGUAAUGAGAAUGGAAGAAAAUGUAAAUGAAUCACAAAUUGCAGCUGCCUUCAGUGAAGGUUGGGGACAAAGGGGAAUCAAUCAAGACACAAGUUGGGAUGUGCCUUCUUCCCCUCAUUGCAGCCCCAAAGAAGGGAGUACAUGGACAAGCUCUACCAGUACUGGGACUGAAAUAUGGGAAAACAAUAUUAGACAUCACAUCAAGAGCUCUAGUGCUAAGGCACCAACGCAAAUGCGUGAACCAUGGGGUCACACCCCCUCAACUCAUAUUGGGGGGACCUGGGGUGAAGAGGAAGAUACUACUAACUUGUGGACUGGAGUGCCACAAGCCAGUGGUGCCACCUGGGGAGGAGAAAGCAAUUCAUCAGUUUGGGGCUCAUCCAAUCCUGUAGAAAAACAAAACUGGGGCAAUCAAAAUAAUUCUAUUAACCCACCUAAUUGGGGUGGUGAACCACCUGCCUUGCAAAUAGGUUUACCUCAUUUACCUCUGACGAAUGAAGAUAAAAAUAUAGAUGACAUGGGUGUUCCUGAUCUUCCAGAUCUAUAUUAUGACUCUUCCGCCAAACCGACCCGUACAUUCGGGAACUGGUCUCCUGUUGCUGGUGGCAACAAAAAAAUUCCACCAUCGGGAUGGGAAGAAACAGCUCCUCCUGUCGCCCCUUGCCCGACUGGGGGAGGAGGAGGAGGGGGACCAAACUAUGAUGAUGGGACUGCUGUAUGGGGUAAUCCUGUACACCAAGGAAAAGUGUCUCACUGGAAGGAGAUGCCUGCCAAAAAUAUUCCUAACUGUGUUAUGCCACCUGGAAACAUGUGCCAGAGUGGCAAUCCGUGCACCCCUCAUGCCGGUCCCGGAAUGAUCAGACUGCCACAAGCCGGAUCAAACAUGAACAAAAAUGACAAUACGUGGUUGAAGAACCAGUCAUUGAACCGUGGGGGCCACAGCUGGUCUGAUGCCCCUCCCCCCCACAGAGAUCCUUCAGGGCGCAGAAUCUGGGAUGAUAUUCAUAACCCUCUUCAAGACAAAAAUGUGCCAGGAACUCCUAAUACACCAAAUAGUGCCUUUGGAAACUGGGGAGACCCAGGACACCCUAUGGGAGCUUUCUGGGGUGCAAAAACUAAGAACUCAAGUUGCAAUUGGGCAGAUGGACAAGUUGAUACUAGUUCUUGGGGUGGUCCUCUGAAACAGGGAGGGAAACCUUUGACCAAAGAUUUGAUCUGGGCUAGUAAACAGUUUCGUUUGUUAGCAGAGAUGAAUUUUAAGAAAGACGAUAUAGAAAAUGCGCUACGGAGGAAUAAUAUGAAUUUUAAUGAUGCAAUGCUUGAACUCCUCGCAUUGAACAAAGAUGGCCCUAUGUUAGACACUGAUAAUUUGGCUGCAAUGAACCUAAACCAAUUACGUGUUCACCAUGGUAAUAUUGAUGAUAUAAAUUUCUCAGAACAUUCCGUGGAUGGUUCAUUACCUCCUGGCAAUUUGUAUGGAAGUGGUGAUUUUCCUGGGUUGAAUGUGUUCCCUACAGUUUUUAAUGUUGCUCAAAACUGUCAAAAUAAGAAUGUUGGAAAUAACAUUGCUCCAAAUGUUCUUGGAACUGCUGGAACAAAUAACCAAGUGCCCAAUUUUAACUUGAACAAUAGUAUUAACAACUUAAGCCCUGCAAUGAUGCGUAAAAUACUUCAGCAGACUCAAGCUUUUAACCCUGCCUGCCUUCCUCAAAAUUCUGGACGUAUGGCCCAACAGAAUUUUCCUUCAACUGCUCAAUUACGCCAUCUUGUGCAGCAAAUACAAAUGGCAGUUCAAGCUGGUCACUUAAAUCCACAGAUCUUGAAUCAACCAUUGGCACCUCAAACCCUGCAGCUUUUAUAUCAGCUCUUACAGCAAAUAAGGUUUUUACACCAGCUGCAGCAGCAACAAAUGUAUUUUUCCCAGCACGGAAGCAAACCCGGCAGUCCUCCACUGCAGCUCAGUGUACAGAUAACUCAAGCAAAACAGCACAUUGUAAAUUUACAGAAUCAAAUUGCUGCUCAACAAGCUAUAUUUUUAAAGCAGCAGCUACAAUUGCCAGUGCAGCAGCAUCCAUCCCUCCAGACUCCUCAACCGUCCACCUUUGAUGUUGUCAAAUCAAACUUAGACUCGAUUAAUGGGUUACACUCUGAAUUCAGAGAUCUCUCAGUAAAGGAGUCUGCCUCUCAAGGCCACUCUCGGCUAAAUCAAUGGAAAUUGCCUUCGUUCGAGAAAGAAGAUAACUCUCCUCCUAAUGAAAACAAUGGAUGUUCCAGGGAAAACAACGGGAGCUCCACUGAAUUCAGCAGGGCUCCAGGUUCUAUCACAAAGUCUUCAUCUGCCAACAGUCUCUCAUCUACGACUGCCUCUCAUUCCUCAUCAAAUCUUCAGCCAUUGAAUGAAAACACUUGGCCAGAAAUGACCCGAUCUCAGAACGAUAGCUGGUCGGAGCCUGUCGAGUCCAACAAUUCUGUCCAAGGAAAUGGGGAAAACAUCGGGGCUCCGAACGAAAGCAGCUCCGAUGGGAACGGUAACAAACACAACAGUGCCUCUGAAAACAAAGACUCUCCUGCCACUUCCUCCAAUCCCUCCACUUCCAGCUCUUCCCAAUCCUAUAAUCUAAACGAUCUUGUGCCUGAGUUUGAACCAGGGAAACCAUGGAAAGGAACCUCUCGCAUUAAAAACUUUGAGGAUGACCCCCAUGUGACUCCUGGUAGCAUUGCCAAAUCUCCUCUUUCUUUGAACAGUAUUAAAGACUCUGAACUUUUCACUUGGAAUACGAAGCAAAACGUCUCCAAUCUCUCAACAUCGUCUUUGACUUCAAGUACAUGGACCUUUUCGCCACCGACGUCUCAAAAUAGUGGUAGUUCACCAGCAAAAUCUGGAAAUUCCAGGUCUUGGGAGAAUCGGCCUUCGGAUCAAGAAAGGCGGAUGUCCUGGAAAGGGGCCAUUCAGACUGCUCCUGCUCUUCCCAAAACCUCUCGCCCACCUCCUGGCUUGAGUGGCCAAAACAAACCUAUUACCUCAAACUGGAUUUCGGGUGAAACCGGUCCCCAAGGUUGGUCCUCAAACACAGGCUGGGAGAAGCAAAGUAGUUCAAAUUUUUUGGUUUUGAAAAACCUUACACCCCAGAUCGAUGGAUCCACUCUUAAGACUCUAUGCUUGCAACAUGGACCAUUACAACUAUUCCACUUGCUCCUGAAUCACGGUAUUGCUCUCGUGCGAUAUUCGACGCGAGAGGAAACGGAGAAGGCUCGAUCUGCCCUGAAUAAUUGUGUUCUCAGCAACACGACCAUUUUGGUGGACAUUCCCACCGAGAUGGAAGUGAAACAGUACCUUCACCUCGCCAGUGGCCAAAUAAGUUCUGGCGUGUCGUGGCCGUCGGGGAACGGGAACGGCGAUUCGACCUUCAGCUCGGGCAACAGUUUUCCGAUCGGCGGCAAUACCAACGCCUCUGGCAACGCGAGUGCGUCGAGCAAGAUCGGCUCCAGCAAUUGGAACAGUACGAGUCUGAAUCUCCAGAGCUCCAACCUGUGGUCUUUCUCCGGGUCCGGAAACAGCCUGUGGCCUAUGCAAUCAUCCACCAGUGAUCACGACCAGUGUAUUCCUUCUUCGCUGAACUCCUUUCUGCCCGGUGACCUCCUGGGAGGCGGCGAAUCCAUCUGAUGCUUGUGAUCGUCCAUCGAAUAUUGUGAUCCGUCGUCUGAAUGAGGAACUGCUACCCAGAUUGGGCACCCUCGUGCAAAUUUCCAAAUCGAUUUAGUCACGAAAUGUUACUACUUUUUCUAAAAGCAGAGCUGAAGCGUUUUUUUUUUUUUUUCCAGUAUUUUUCCGACCAUUGAAGAUAAAAAAAAAAGAGAGAAAUUUUUUGACAUUUCCAUGAGACUAUUUAUAUUCAUGAAAAAUGGGGGGUGGGAGGAAUAUGUGAUAUUGGAGAUAUAGCUUACUGUUUUAAAAAUAUUCUACUUAAAACUCUUGAGAACUGUAGUCCGUUCAUAAACGCAAAGUUUUCUAUUAUGUGAUAAACUCAAGAUUUUACUUUGGAGAAAAUUGUCAGCCUUCCCAUCUGAUAUUUACUGCUCCUGAAAAUGCUCAGUUGAUGAAAUGUCUUGUAGAUAAAUAUUGAUGUAGUAUGUUAUGCAUACAUUUGUCUAGUAUUUUUUCGGUGCCAGGAUAUCUGUGUGUGUAAAAAAAAAAAAAUAGAGAUAUAUAUAUAAUGUAGGAUAUGUAAAUAUAAUUUCAUAGUUACCUUUACAAAAUGCCAAAUAUGAGAGAACCUCAUUCAGCACAGUCAAUGUUUUACUUGCAUAUAAUAUCUUGUAGUGCGCAUUUAAACUAUAGUUUUUUUUAGUUAUGCCUGUUAAUGUUUGAGCCUGUGUUUUUGGUGCACUGCGAAAUGAUGCAAUUUAAGAUUUAUUUAAAAUUGUCUUAUGAAUGUUAUUUUAUUUGUUCGGUGAUAUAACUUUUCUUUCCCUCAUGUGCAAAGUUGGCACUUUAUUUUUAAUUGUUAUUUCCUACAUGUGAAAAAUGCCUUUCUAGUAUUAUGUGUUUUGAUGAAACAAAAAAAAAAAUUCAAGUUGUCUUUAAUUGUUAUUGUAGAGUUAAAAUUGUCCAUAUGCUUUUGUUAUGUGAUUUGUUAUGUAAAUAUUGAAAGGGAUAAAGUAAGGAAUGCAUCAGAAAUUUUGUUAAAUGGUCAAAAUGUUAAGGACAAAAAUUUUUGUAUGUUUUUAACUUAUACUUCAGACAUUUUAAAAAUACUUUUACAAAAUUUCCCGAUGUUUUGAAAAUACAAGUGUAUUUUUAAAGCUUUUAUGGUUUUAUAAUCAUUUAGAGUAUACUUUUCACUCUUAGUUGUAUUGCUGAUAGUUUCAUUUUAAUUUGACAAUUUAUUUUUAAUAACCAAAAAUUGUUAGCCAAGAGCUUUUAUAAUUUUUCCAGUGACAGGUGGAGACUGAAAUUAUUAGCUGUUUGUAAAAUUCUCUUAAGUCUUAAGUUCUAAUACUCUUCUCUAAAUUUAAACUGUUUUCUCUAACCACCAAAUUUUCCAUUGCUUUGUAUUGUUGUCUAAAUAAUACUAAUGUUGUGCAUUUUCUAAAUUUGUUGAAACAAAACUAUAUCUUUUAACUAAUUACAUGUAUAAAGCUUUAAUAAUAGCAUAUGGGUACUUUCAUGCCUUACAGUAGUCUACAUUUUCUUUCUAAUAAGUAUUUGGAUGUGUGUGAAACACGUCAGUUUAAAAAAAAAAUCUCAUACAUUUAAUUUUUGUUACCUGUUAACUAGAAAUAUUUUGUUAUGAAUUAAGUUAUUUGUACACUUUUGUGCCUUUGGUGGAAAAAAAUUAUAUAGCCUAAGAGUCCUAAGAAUGUUAUGUUUUACUGCUGUUAUUUUUUCAGUGAUUUUGAAUAGUUUUAUAUUGUUUAGCUGACUUUUAUAGGUCUUUUUUUCAGUACAAAAACAAAAUGGUCUGUUGUAGAACAAAAUGUUUGUUUGAGAAGUGCCGAAUACUACAUUGUAAUUUGUGUUUAAGCUUAAGAAGAUCUGAAUUCAUUCCAAAACUUUUUCUUCAUUGAUGUGUUAGUUUUAAUUUAAUAUAAAGUAUGUUACAUAAAUGUAUACUUUGAAUAUUCGAGUGAUUGGUACCUUAUUUUUCUCCUUGAAUCUCACAGUAUAAUUUUGCUCAUUCUUUAUGUAUUGUCUUUCAGUAUAAUUUAGUGCUGUGAUGUGAAUCUUGUUGUAUUUUCACGUCUUAGUACUAAUUUGUAAAUUAUGUACUUUGUUAAAAACAUAAUUAUAAGUACUUAAAAUCAUUUUCAUUUUGACAGGUUAUGUUUUUAUCCUGUCAUCCAUCUGGACUGUUCUUUUCCUAUGCAAAAGAUUGUUAUUGAAGGGAGUAGGAUAUGACUUGCUGGACUGUGUAACCUUCUAGAUAAUAUUACUAAACAAUGCAAUAUUUUCUUAGUUAAAAUUUUUUAAAGUCAUUUAAAAUUCAAGCAUUUAUAAAAAUUUUGAUUUUACUUCCAUCAUCAUUUCCUUCUUUUAUUUCUGCUAAAGAACAUUUAGUUUCAUUAUUAAUUAAUAACUUGGCUGUCUUUUCCCCCCUUUUGUUAUUUUUUGUUUACCAAGUUUAUCAUACGAAAAUAUUAGUUUUAUUUCGAAAAAAGUACAAAACUUUUAGUAAUUUUUUUUUCCCCACAUUCCGAAGGGAAGAGACGAUGACAUGCUUUAGCAUUGGAUUAACCGUCCAGUUCUCAUAUCUCUACAAUUUUCGGCUGGUAUACAGUUAAUAUUUCUAUACAUUCUAAAGUGUGUAUCACUUAACACUGAAUCAGUCGCUUCAACUGAAUGGUGCUAGUUCUGUACUUUGCGAGUUAAAAUAGUGCAGAAUGACGAACUGUUGUGUUCCUUUUCCAGCCUCGGUGUGCUCGGACACAAUUCACACAUUUUACAAAUGACCUGACUGAAAGGUCAUUCCUUCUUUUUGUGAUGUGCUAGUUUAUGGUGAUGUUCGACAUUGCUUGUUUUUCUUAAUAUAAGUUUGUUUCAGUUGUAAAAUUUAUUGGAGUGUUUGUAGAGUCUAGUGUGUUUCGACUUAGUAUAAUGAUGCACUAAUGAUAAAGAGCUUGAUGUUUUUGGAUAUAUAUUCAUGUUGCCAUUGCAUUAAAAUUUGUGCACUGCUGACUAUGUUGAGGCUGGUUAUAGAAUUUUGUACAUAACAAAAAAAAAACUAUUUGGACCUACUGAUCUAUUUUCAAGUCCACUUUCAGAGAGUUAGCAUGUGGCUUUCGCUUACCACAUCCUUGUUCUAAAAGGAGACAAACGGCAUGCUUGCAGUUCAUGUGACUAAAAAAGAAACACGAUUGUGUCUUUUAAUUUUAGAUAAUCAUUUUCAUGCAUUCAAGCAUCAUUGAAAGUAUAUAGUAUAUUAAUAAAUCUGCAUUUGAUGUAAACCACAAAUGUGUGUUCAAUUGUUACAAAAAUGACUCAUUAUUCUAAACUGUACCUGAAUCCCGUUAAAAUACCUUUUAAUUCAAUUGUAGAGUGUAAUUAUGUUAAAUUAUGCACGUGCUCAUCUGGCAAAAGUGUUGUAUUUUUUCAAAUCUAGAGUUCCUAUUGAUCUAUUAUCAAAGUAUACCAGCAGUUCUUCUGAUUUUCUUUAAACAUUUAUGUUUAAUCCCUAUUCUGUUCCUUUUUUUUUUUUCCAUGUUUUUAUGUUGAAAUUUGUUUAUAAUAGUGAGCAAAUUAUCAGCAAAAAAAAAAAAAAUCAUAAAUUUAUCAUCACUUACUACAUUACAAAAUUCAACAUAUCAAAACUAUUAUUUAUUAAUUCUUUACCUUAAGUUCAGUUCAAAGUGUAUUUAAACUUGAAAAUGUUUUGUAAUAUUCUUUAAAUAGUUACAGGGAAAAAGAAUUCCUAUAAAAUGCAUGUAUGUCAUAGUGCCUAUUCUGUAUUGUAUUUAUUAUCAAACCCAGCAUUGGUAGGCACAAAUUUUCGAUGAGUUUCAUACACAUCCUUCGGACUUUUAAGAUGUUUCUUUGAUGACGAAAAAAAGGAGCUUUGUGAGAAAAAUGGCUAUUUUUCCUGUUCUGCAGAACACUGAAACAUGUGUAUGUAAUUUUCAUGUUGAUUGUUAUACCUAGCAAUGUUCAGUUUGAAGAUAAAUACUUUGGAGCAAAGGUAAUCAUUUAGAUUUUUCCUAUUUUCUUUUCAUUCUAAACUUCAUGUAUAGCUGUUAUUUCACAGUUAUGAAAUCUCAUUAAGUAAUAACUGUGUAUGCUUUAUUUAGACUGUGAAUGGUAUUUGAAAUACUUUGACCUUUAAGUUAAGAAUCAGUUUGAACUUUUACUAUAACAUAUAUCUUUGCCCACUUUAUAUUUUUGUCUGCAAAAAAAUCAUGUUGCCAAAGAUAUAUUGUUUAUAUUAAGCAUAAAAAGAAAAAGUUUUCUGUUUUCGUACGGUUUAAAGUAUUUUCAAUAUUAAAUGUUUAGCAUCCGUUCACUUGCUGAGUUACUGCGCAGAGCUUUUAUAUUUUUAUUCUUGUGUAAUAUAUAUAUAUUUAUUUAAAUUACGUGUAAAACUUUUUAAUGAAACUCAUUCUUAUGAAGACAUUAGUAAUUUUCAUCAUUAAGAAGUUAAAAUGAAAUGCAAGCUCUAUGGCAAAAGCAUACAUCACAGUGCUAUUGCUCUGAGACAAUCAAUGCAUUGUAAGAAUUUUAAAAUGCAUUUUUCUCAAAGAAAUUUACUCUUGAUCUCAAAAAUGUCUUCUUUUUUUUUUUUUUUUCUGCUUGGGGUUAUUGUUUUUUUUUUUUUUUUCCUUUUUAAAAUCUUCUAUAUGAAUAAUCAACUAGUCAUAUGUUCUUGAUGUCAUAAGUGAAAUGAAAGUGACGUAAGAACAAAUCGUUUAAUCUAGUCAAUGUUACAAAAGCACCUUAUAUCAGAACUAUGUUCAUAUAUGUCCUUUCUUCUUGGUCAUCCUUUUAGUUUUCCUACUAUAAUAUAUAGUUUAUCUUAUAUGUGUAUUUGUUUUGAACUUAGCAUAAGUUUUGUUUAUCAAUGCCCCACUUAGUCUUGAUUCGUAUCAAACAAAGUGCAGUUACAAACCACUUUCUCUUGCAUUGAAGGUAUCAGUUAGUGUUUUAAUUAUUUUUUCUUGAAUAUAGUAGAUGUUAAUUAUAGCAUGAAUAUUUACUCAGAUCCCAAAGAUAUGCAAAUGCUCAAAAGUAACAAAAAAUGAGUAUUUUAAACAAUCUAACAUUUUUCAGAAUAUGAAUGUCUUGGGAUUCAUGGGGAAAAAUGAUCUUUGAGCUAGAAAGCAAUAACAUCACAAUAUCCUUUUAAUAUUUAGCUUGAGUUAAAUAAUAUAAUACCGAACUAAAACGUUUAUUAAUAACUAAUUAACUAUGAAAUGUUUUUCAUUUAUUUUUCGUGUAGAGAGAAUCCUCAUCAUUUGCUAAGUUUAAUUUAAUCCUUUAGUAAGCUUGUUGUCUAAUUCACACAUAUAAAUCGACUCAUUAAAGUUGCUUCACUAAUUAUUUAAUAAAAGUACACAGGGACUGACAAAGCCAGAGUGACUAAAAAUUUACCUUGGUGAUAGAAAUUUUCUUAUAAAUUCUGAGAAAAGUUGUCUGCAGCUGAAGAUUUUUUAAUUUUUAUCGGUCACUACAAAUGCCUAGUAAACUUUAAGUAUAAAUUCAGUUAAUCGACAAUUUUUUCAAAAAUAUUUGUUGUAAGUUUUGCAAAUAGAAGUAAAGUGCAUAGAGUGAGAUGCUUAAAUGUAUUUUGUUCCUUCCAGUAAUAUCUUAUUUCAGUCAUUAAAAUGGUAUCAACAUGAGAAAGCUUCUGAAGUGCUUGAUUCAUUCUGCCAGAGCUUAAAAGCUGUCUUAAUAUGCAAAUAUUAUGUUUUUCUAUUCUUACAUUUUAUGCAAUUUUUACCAAGCCUGUUAAAUUAGCUAAUAAUAAUUAAUGUCUGUCUUUAAUAUGUGCAAGCCUUUUCAUUAACUCUUUAAUUACAUCUCAUUCUUUUCAUUUCCUUAAGCUUUUAACGGACAGGUUGUACAUAACCUUUGCGUUGCCAGAGACCAGGUAGAAGUUUGAAAUUUCUGAAUGGUUAGCAUCAACUAUGUCUUUUCCCCUCCCAACAUAUGUUAACAAAUUUUUCUCUUUAAAAGUUUAAUUCAAAUUUGAAGGCUUUUAAUUUUCUUUUUACCUUGUACCUCCAUAAGUUCAACAAUUACGGAAAUGUUUACUCAUAGUUGAACAUUACAGUGUUACAUGCUAUAUGGUACUGUAUAGCUCAUUGAAUCAGAUUUUAUUUUUUCUGUUAAAAACCACAGCAAAAAAUGCCAACAAGACUCUUAAAAAAAAAUACAUCUCGUACACCAGCUAUAGAAAAAAAACUGCACAUUUGGAAACUAAAAAAGCAAGCAUUAUUCUGCCUUAGUGCAAAAUGCUUUGUAAAAUAUUGCUGCAAUAAUUGGAGUCU